AUGGAAUCGGUGCAGUCGAGACGGUUAGUGUCUUCAAAACGGUCGAGGAAUGACGGUUACGAUGAACCGUCGCGCGCGGGGAAGGCGUACGACGGCGACGGCUUCGCGUUCGUUCGCGUCGCGAAAAGCUUUCGCGACGACGGCGCCGUCGCGGAAUUCGCGGAUCCCGGCGACGCGAACACGGGGGAAAUCGUCAUCGGCGGCGCGUGCGUGUGCGAGGGAUACCUCAACGACGCCGCGUUGACCUCGAAAACGUUCGUGGACUCGCCGUUAGGGAGGGUCUAUCGCAGCGGCGACGUCGGGUUCGUACACGUGGCGUCCGGGGACUUGAUCCUUCUCGGGCGGAUCGAUCGAAGGGUGAAAAUACGCGGGAACCGCGUCGAGCUCGACGACAUCGAGGCGGCGCUUAAAAACUGCGCGCUCGUCGCGGACGCGGCGAUAGCGUUCGACGCGACCGCGCAGGUCAUCACCGCGCACGCGCGCGUGAAGGCGCCGACGUUCGACGCGACGACGGAAGCGUGGAUGUACGCCGCCGCGUGCGAAUUUCACUGCCGGUCGACGCUUCCGAAGCACGCGACGCCGAGUAAUUUCGUGUUCAUAACGCACGACAACUGGCCGUUAACAUCCAGUGGGAAGGUAGACAGGGUGACUCUGGACUCGUGGUUACGCCAAGGUAAAACGCGCGUGUUCAGACCAGACGCGGUCACCCCGGAGCGGGGACUAGAAUCGAUCGUCGCGCGCGCGUGGUCGGCGGCGCUCGGCGUCGACGCCGCCGCGAUCGGCGCGCUCGACUCGAUCGAUCAGCUCGGCGGAAGCUCGCUGAACGUCCUCGCGGUGUCCAGGGCGUUAGCGUCGAACGAUCGGCUCAGCGGCGGCGGCGAGAGAGGCGGCGUGGUCGGUCGCGGGUCCGGGUCCGGGUCGGUCGGUCUGCGAGACGGCGAAGCCGCGGCGUUGCUUCGCGCGGACGACGAGCCCGCGGCGUGCGCGUUUGGCGCGGCGGACGGACCGUUCGCGCCGUGCGAGAUCUUCGCGCGCCCGGUGUUGAGGGACUACGCGACGUACCUGCGCGAGAACGGCGUGGACGUCGUCGCGGACGAUGACGACGAAGAAGAAGAAGAAGAAGAAGAAGAAGACAGUAUAACGCCCAACGUGCGAGCGUUUUCGCGGUCCGCGGCGUCGUCCAACGAGCGUCGGUGCAUGCUCGCCGCGUGCGGCCUCGGCGCGCUUCACGUCGUCGACGCGCUGUUGCGCUCCGGGAUGCCGCCGCUCGGGUCGCACCUUCGCGCGGCCGCCGCGUCGCUCGCGCCGACCGCGGCGGCGGUCGUCGACGCUCUGCUGGCCGCGGACGCGGGCGGGGGGUACGAUCGUCCGACGCCGAUUGAAGACAUCGUUCACGACGCGUCCGACGCGGGGACGCUCGCGACGCACCUCGCCGCCGCGCGCGGGUGCGCGAAUGCGCUCGCGUCGCUUCUCGCCGCGGGCGCGCGCGCCGGCGCGAGGGACGCGGACAAGCAAACGAUCUUGCACCUCGCAGUGAGGAGCGGCGAUCUCGAGACGACGCGCGUCGCCGCCGCCGCGUGCGCGUCGUUGAAGCCGCGGAAGGGCGGGAUCGAGGCGUGGGACCGAUGGAAACGACGCCCGCGGCGUGGGCGUUACUAUUAG
Messenger RNA from Micromonas pusilla CCMP1545, 1662 nucleotides. RefSeq lists its product as uncharacterized. Gene Ontology annotation, biological process: amino acid activation for nonribosomal peptide biosynthetic process; secondary metabolite biosynthetic process. The record is from RefSeq and is a predicted model, not a curated record. Gene Ontology annotation, molecular function: phosphopantetheine binding. The transcript is spliced from 2 exons. The coding region runs from base 1 to 1662 and encodes 553 amino acids. Lineage: Eukaryota; Viridiplantae; Chlorophyta; Mamiellophyceae; Mamiellales; Mamiellaceae. Gene Ontology annotation, cellular component: cytoplasm.